Prunus armeniaca (apricot) is the source of this 306-nucleotide messenger RNA. The record is from the annotation of a GenBank genome assembly. NCBI's taxonomy places the organism in Eukaryota, Viridiplantae, Streptophyta, Magnoliopsida, Rosales, Rosaceae.
AUGAUGAAGACUGAAGGUUUUGGUUGUAUAAGAUACAUGCUUAUUAAACUUGUCAUGUUCUUUGGAGAUGUCAUAGAUGCAAAAGCAAGCCCUCAAUACGGGUCAUUAGAAUCAACAAAGCGACAGUCUACAUAUUCUGAGAUACUAAAUAUGACCAACAACUUUGAGAGGGUUCUUGGCAAAGGUGGAUUUGGAACCGUUUAUCAUGGCUACAUGGAACAUACUCAAGUGGCUGUAAAGAUGCUUUCAGCAUCAUCUGUUCAAGGGUUCCAACAAUUUCAUGCAGAGGCAUGUUUGUCAAAUUAA